Molecule: messenger RNA, 3375 nt
Organism: Diuraphis noxia (Russian wheat aphid)
Lineage: Eukaryota; Metazoa; Arthropoda; Insecta; Hemiptera; Aphididae
Source: RefSeq, a predicted model, not a curated record
AUGGGUGGUGUUGACAAAAUAGAUCAGUUGAUUAGUUACUAUCGUAUUUUAAUUAGAUCUAGAAAAUGGACAUUACGAAUGGCUAUGCAUGCAUUCGAUAUUGCAUUACAAACAGCUGGAUUCAAUAUACCAAAGAGGCUGAACACGAAAGAUUUAAUUACUUUUGAAAAGCCAAUAACAYCAAAACGUAAAGGACGUCCGUUGACMACCCCAUUAAAUGAACCGUCUCAACCGUACAAAAUAACAAAAUUAGACUCUCAAAGACCCACAGAAGCAGCAGUGAAUAUCAGCAGUUCUUGGCUAUUGCCAAAAAACGAAUUUCCUGUUUUCUAUCGACAUUUUAAAGACAGAGUUACAUGGUUUGAAGCCGACGCUGUAUGCCAAUUUCACCACGCUCAACUGGCCACAGUUGAAUCUAACAGUCAGUUUGAAGCAAUACGUAGUUAUCUGAAGGAAUUAGACGUAAUCGAKAAUGUUUGGAUUGGUUUGAAGCGAAACAGUGAGGCUAGUGAAUUCACAUGGACUAAUUACCAACCCCUUGCAAGGAGUGGAUACUUUAGAGAAGAAGUUCCACGUUCAUCGGACCCAGUUUGCGUUGUCACUGACCCUACGGCCAACUUCAAAUGGCACAGUUUACAUUGUGGAGGCCCCGAAGUAGCAUCAUUCGUUUGUGAGCUCCCAGUUCCAUAUUGGGCGUCCAAGAACAAUGGUUGCAUGGCAAGUAUGAUGGAAGGUAUGACAGUAACUUUCUUGCCGGAACGUCCUGCCAUUCAAAUCACUAAUGAAUGCAGUCCAGGUGUCUCCAAAAACGUUACUUGCAAAGGAAACAUGAAACAAUCAGAAAUAAUCGAAAAAUUAAGCUGUACUAAUUCUAAUAAACCACUGAAGACGUUAUUUAAACCUGCCAAACCUGAAAUAGUUGAUAUUAAGUUAAAAACAACGACAUCAAGCUCAGAAUCAGACGUUGAAGACUACGCCAUCGAGAUGGCCACGAUUGCUCAGUACAACGACGAAACGUUUCAGUCAAUAUCUAAAGUGAUGGGACGCGGUAGUGGUGGCAUCAUCAACUUACCACAAGAGAUGUCGAUCGCCCAAGAACCAAUUAAUUCUUCGGGCCGAGGAAGUUUUGACACUAAUGGCAUUGAUUCAGCGUUUAUCGGUGGCCAGGUCAAAACCACCAGCACGGGUGUAAGUAGCAUUAGUGCUAGCACUAGCCCUGAAACUAGCACUCGCACUAGUACCAGMACAAGCUCUAGCUCCGCCAGCUCCGUGUCCAGCACGAACUCUUUAACCAGCACUACUAGCACCACACCAAAAAACAAACCGCAAAUUUCAUCGACAAUGAUUAUGAAACAAACAAAGACGAUAACACCGUCACCCAUUGUAACCGCUACUGAGACCACGACUCACACCGGUUCGGCCACCUACACCACGGCGUCUCACAUUACGACACACGCGACUGUAGUAAAUAAAGCGACCCCCUCGGCCACGAAAACCGGCACAACUGGCCGCAUUGCGAUAACCGUUGGCGGCCAACCGACAUCUACCAGUAAAAGUCAUCAUCAUCUUCAACGUGGAAACUCUGUCUCUAACACCACUUCUAACACCAACAACAAUGCGCCUGUCUACGCCACUACGACUACCCUGCCUAAGAGCCGUCCAACUGCACAGUUUACGACCACCGAGAAGAUACACACUGUGGCCAAAAUAUUGACUGCCGAGCCCGGAGACAUCCGUCGAGCCAACGUUCGCCGGCCAACCACGUCAACGCUGGCAGCAAUCACGACUGUCGUAGCUAAAAUACCAUACACUGUAGUCUCCAGCUCGGCCACCAGCUCUACUAGCAUCCCACUAAAAACAUUGCGGUCAUACGCCAAAUUUAUGGAUGGAGAUGUGACCACCAUGAAAAACAGCCAGACAACCGAGCCGCCGAUUCACGUGUACAAGAAAAUCGAUUUACCGGAAUUGCCAAUCAGCGAUGACGGUGAUUACGUGCGCAAGCCCACAGUCAUCCCAUUCUCCARGAUCUUAUCAACCACGUUUUCUAGCUCCGUAAACAGAAAUGGUAAGAAUAUGGUUACCAUGCGGCAUUCGACACCACUGGCCAUGGCCGCUUUUACUACUAUUAGCACUUCUACUGGAUCUGCCGACGCACUCAACAACAGCACAUAUGCCGCCGACGCCGAAACAGCUACCACAAACACAGUAUCUGAUACAUCGUCACCCGUGUCCUCCGUUUCAAGUGAAGAUACCAACCACUGGAACCUCAUCCCGUCGCCCCCGUCGUCUCUGCCUACCAAAACUGCCAACGGCGCUGCCCCUGCCACCACGACUAGUGCUUCCGUGACUACUGCAUUCGACGUAACAUCCACCGCCACCAAUUUUGCGUCUUCAAACGACGCARAAACCUCCACUGUCACCUCUGCACUCACCACAACCACCAUUACCACCACUGCCAAUACCUCCACUGAAGCUGCUACCACAACUACUGCUCUUGCCAACCACCGGAAAAUUGUCAACUAUGACGCGUAUACCGACCACCCCAAUCGCAGCCGUCACAUAGUCCGCCCCAAACAGCAGCAUCACCAUUCCUAUCCUUACAUCUUGUAUAGACUUUUGGGAUGAACGGCAUCCUAUAUCCUCACAUACACUCCCUUUCAAGUACUCUAAGUAAUUACCGGAGAUCUAUCACCCAAAACAUUUUAUAUCCUGCUAAUUUCAUAUCCUUUGUCAUCCUUACCCUAAAAAACAUUCAGUACACAAAAUACAUUCGUUACUUAUUUGGGUACAUAAAAUAUUAUACUGUAAAAUAAUUAAUUCUAAAUUAUACCCUCCAACAGUAUAAAAUAACAAUCUACAAACAUUUUCCCAUAAAGAGCUCAAUUCGCCAUUUUGAAAUACAAAUUCUUUUACGUACGUGUCAUUUUCAACCACAUGUAUUUUAGUUUUUAGAAACCCUUGGCUAUAGAUUGGUGCGUCUACCAUUAAUUGGGAUAUGAGGUUUUAUAAUAACUAACUAAMAAAUUUGCCGGGUUUCACACAAAAUAACAUCCAAUAGUCGAUGUAAAUAUACAAUUUACUACAGUACAAUUUCAUUUGAAAUCAUGAUUUCAUAUUCAUUAUUUAUCACAUCUCAAUUCUCGGCUUCUAUUUAAAAUAAACAAAAUUACAAUUUCACCAUAGAUACAAGUCCUAAAAAAGUGCAAGAAAAAACGGAGUCUGGCAAAGAUUUUUGUUUUCCUUAAUACAAUGAACUAAUUCCUGAUUAAAAUAUAUUCCGUUGAUUCUUAUUUUGAAAUUAAAAAUUAAAAGAUUAAAUAACACUAAACCUUCUUAUACCGGAAUUAUACUAAUUCAUUUGAAACACUAUCUCAU